AUGUAAUUCCUUGCAAAAUACAACACUCUUCUACAGUAAUCCCCUCUCUUGACAAAAUCAGUGACCGGAGGCUUUAUGUUUUUUGCAGGAGAUGCAGUCGUCUAGGCUAUGGAAGCAUAAAUUGCUAAGAAGAAUUAAUAGGCCCAUUAAUAUGACUUCAGAAGGUUGGGGAUAGCUUGGCUUAUGGGAAAUGUAUUCAUGAUGCCUCUAUUUCACUAUAAUUUCACUUAUGCUUUGCCAUGGUUAGUGAAAAGAUUGCCUUUUGAUACUUCAACGCCAUUUAGAGCAGCAGUGGGAUCUGUUCUUAUUGAUUAAUCAGUGUGGGCAUGCUACAUAUUGUGCCAUUACUUGAUGAUAAUUAAUGUAUUAGAGAGCGGUUCUGUGUAGAAAGGAGUUGAUGCAAUCAAGAAUAAUUUUGUAAAGGCCAUGAUAACCAAUUGGUAAAUUUGGCCUGCUGCUUAGAUUAUUAAUUUUUGGUUGAUCCCCAGACAUUACCAAGUCUUAUGGGUCAAUUUCGUAGGAUUCUUUUGGAAUAUUUAUUUAAGCUACAUUUCACAUAAUUGAAAUUGUUAUACAAUAUAAAUGUUCAUAGAAUAAUCAUUAUAAGUUUUCAUUA
Molecule: messenger RNA, 616 nt
Organism: Paramecium tetraurelia
Lineage: Eukaryota; Ciliophora; Oligohymenophorea; Peniculida; Parameciidae
Exons: 3
Cellular component (GO): cytoplasm; membrane
Source: RefSeq, a predicted model, not a curated record